This is a messenger RNA of Tachysurus vachellii, 3066 nucleotides long. RefSeq lists its product as uncharacterized. The record is from RefSeq and is a predicted model, not a curated record. NCBI's taxonomy places the organism in Eukaryota, Metazoa, Chordata, Actinopteri, Siluriformes, Bagridae. Gene Ontology annotation, molecular function: nucleic acid binding. Gene Ontology annotation, biological process: DNA integration. Bases 1 to 3066 code for a protein of 1021 amino acids. The transcript has a single exon.
AUGCUCCUGGGAAAAGAACAGGUAAAGUUUCAGUUAGAUUGUGGAGCCAGCUGUAACAUCAUACCUGUCAACCGGUUAAACCCAGACACACAAAUUGAAAAGACUGAGCAAGUGCUGGUGAUGUACAAUAAAAGCACACUGCACCCAUUGGGAAAAUGUAAAGUUAAACUAAGAAAGCCUAGAAACAAGAAACUGUACCAAUUAGAAUUCAUGGUUGUAGAUGAAGGGUCCGCAGUGCCACUACUGGGCAGCAGGGCAGUACAAGCCAUGAAUCUAGUGAAAGUACAGUAUGAAAACAUCAUGGCUGUGGAUAGCAUUGUCACCAAAGAGUAUGAGAAAAAUGGAAUAUGGAGCAUGAAUGAUAUCCGAAAAGACUACGCAGAUGUGUUCCAGGGAGAUGGAUGUCUGGAGGGUGCUUAUAAGAUAGAAGCAGACCCCACAGUAACCCCAGUGAAACUGCCAAAGAGAAGAGUUCCUGUGGCGAUGAUGGCACCACUUAAAGCAGAGCUAAGGGAUCUUCAAAGAAGAGAGAUCAUAACAUCAGUUGACUGUAGUACAGAGUGGAUCAGCAGUCUUGUUAUUGUUAAGAAGGCAUCAGGACACCUCAGGAUAUGCAUAGAUCCGAGACCACUCAACAGAGCUCUGAGAAGAUGCCAUUUUCCUCUGCCGACAAUAGAUGACAUAUUACCAGACUUGUCUAGGGCAAAAGUUUUCACUGUGUGUGACGUAAAAAAUGGAUUUUGGCAUGUGACAUUGGAUGAGGAAUCGAGCUACAUGACCACAUUUGCCACACCAUAUGGCAGAUACAGAUGGCUGAGGAUGCCAAUGGGCAUCAGUCCAGCACCGGAGGUGUUUCAACGUAAACUCAGCCAAGCUUUGGAAGGGUUGAGAGGCAUAUACGUCAUAGCAGAUGACAUCCUCAUCACAGGAGAGGGUGAGACAAUAGAAGCAGCAAACCAGGACCAUGAUGACAAACUGAGAGCACUUCUAAAUAGAUAUAGAGAAAAGAACAUCAAAUUGAACGCAGAGAAGUUGCAACUGCGGAAAAGUGAGGUUCCGUACAUUGGACAUUUACUUACCGCAGAUGGGCUCAGAGUGGAUCCCGAAAAGGCAAGAGCAGUCAGAGACAUGCCACGCCCAACGGACUUCAAAGGUGUCCAGAGGCUCCUGGGCAUGGUUAACUAUCUCUCGAAAUUCUGUGACCACCUGUCAGAUGGCUGUGAGACACUACGUCAAUUAACCCAUAAAGACAGUAUUUGGGAAUGGUCAGAUGCUCAUGAGCAGGCAUUCGCACGGCUCAAAGACGUCAUCACCAAAGCUCCAGUUCUCAAAUAUUACAACCCAGAUGAGCCACUGACACUUCAGUGUGAUGUGUCAGAGACUGGGUUAGGGGCCGCUUUACUUCAAGAGGGGGCACCAGUUGCUUAUGGAAGCCGGGCAUUGACACAGACAGAGAGAGGUUAUGCCCAGAUAGAGAAAGAAUGUCUUGCCAUUGUCUUCGGUAUGGAAAAAUUCCAUCAGUAUACGUAUGGGCGCAAAGUAACGGUACACUCUGACCAUAAGCCGCUGGAAAACAUAGUAAGAAAACCCCUGCUGAACACCCCAAAGCGCCUGCAAAGAAUGUUACUUAGGCUACAGAGAUAUGACAUCGAAGUCAAGUACAUCCCAGGGAAGGACAUGUUGCUAGCCGACACGCUGAGCCGCUCAUACUUACCGGAACACGCGUCAGAAAGUUCAGUGGAAAGGGAGAUCGAAAGUAUAAACAUGGUCCAGCAUGUAAAUAUAGCAGAAGAGAGACUCCAGGCCAUUAGAGUGGAAACUAGUAAAGACAGAAAAUUGCAGUCACUGAUCAGAUACAUUCAAGAAGGUUGGCCAAUGAGCAAAAAUGACCUGCCAAAGGACAUUGCACACUUCCAUUCAUUUCAGGAGGAACUUAGUGCGCAGAGUGGAAUUGUCUUCAGGGGGGAGAGAGUUGUGAUUCCUGACGCACUCAGAGGUGACAUUGUUCAGCGCAUUCACUCCUCACAUCUUGGCAUAGAGGGAUGCCUAAGAAGGGCAAGAGAAUGUGUUUAUUGGUUGGGGAUGAAUGAUCAGAUAAAGACAUUUAUAGGAAAAUGUGACAUCUGCAGAUCUAUGGAUGUGAAGCAGCAGAAGGAGACCCUGUGGUCUCAUGAACUACCAAGUACCCCAUGGUCUAAGGUGGGAACAGAUAUAUUCACUUUAGACAACAGAAACUACCUGAUCACUGUUGAUUACCUAUCUGAUUUCUGGGAGUUGGACUACUUACAUGACACACGAUCCACCACUGUCAUCCAUAAGCUGAAAUCACAUUUCGCAAGACACGGCAUCCCAGAUGUUGUUAUAUCGGACAACGGCCCACAAUACGCAUCAGAAGAUUUCAAAAAGUUCAGUAGACAGUGGGAAUUUAAACACAAAACAUCCUCCCCGGCCUACCCACAAAGCAAUGGGAUGGCAGAAUCAGCAGUAAAGACAGCAAAACGGCUGUUGAAGAAAGCAAAAGCGGAUGGGAAGGAUCCAUACCUCGCUAUGCUUGAUCAGAGAAACACACCAUCACAAGGGAUCAAAGCAAGCCCAGCACAGCGAUUGUUCAGUAGGAGAACCAGAAGUCUUAUGCCAAUGCAUGAAAACCUGUUACAACCAAAGGUAAUUAACACUCAACAAGGACAGAUUGAAAACAGGAACCGUCAGGCCGCAUAUUAUAACAGACAUGCAAAGGAUCUCAGUCCUCUGAAACAGGGGGACAAAGUCCAUGUCCAGCCUGAGGUGCACAACGACACAUGGAGGAAAGCGACAGUAGUGAAACCUGUGGACUACAGGUCUUAUGACGUUCAGCUCGACUCAGGGAACAUUCUGAGGAGAAAUCGCCGACACCUCAGGAGGGACAAAACCACAGUAGAGGAAACAACAGUGACUUGCCAGUCUGCAGAGGUUAACAGAGACAGGGUGACCGGCUCGCAAUUGAGCACAAUCAAUCCUGUUGUUUCUAUCACAAGGCCUGGGAGAAGAGUGAUUAGACCUCAAUACCUUAAAGAUUAUGUUAAGUGA